AGGGCAGGCAGCACGCAGGCCGGCAGCCGGAGUACCAGCCCAGCGAUGGUCUCUGAGAUGAGCGAGCGCCAAGUGUUCCAAGCCUCGGAGCUUGCCUUCCUCCUGGAAAACUGCAGCUCUUCCUAUGACUAUGGAGAAAAUGAGAGUGACUCGUGCUGUGCCUCCCCGCCAUGCCCGCAGGACUUCAGCCUGAACUUCGACCGCGCCUUCCAGCCGGCCCUGUACGGUCUCCUGUUCAUGCUGGGGCUGCUGGGCAACGGUGCCGUGGCAGCUGUGUUGCUGGGCCAGCGGGCGGCCCGCAGUAGCACUGACACCUUCCUGCUCCACCUGGCCGUGGCCGACAUUCUGCUGGUGCUGACCCUGCCCCUCUGGGCGGUUGACGCCGCCAUGCAGUGGGUGUUCGGGUCCGGCCUAUGCAAGGUGGCCGGGGCCCUCUUCAACAUCAACUUCUAUGCCGGGGCCCUCCUGCUGGCAUGCAUCAGCUUUGACCGCUACCUGAGCAUCGUGCACGCCACCCAGCUCUACCGCCGGGGUCCCCCGGCCCGUGUGACCCUCACCUGUGGGGUCGUGUGGGGGCUCUGUCUGUUCUUCGCCAUCCCCGACUUCAUCUUCCUGUCAGCCCAACGAGACGAGCGCCUCAAUGCCAUCCACUGUCAGUACGACUUCCCACGGGUGGGCCGCACAGCCCUGCGCAUCCUGCAGCUGGUGGCUGGCUUCCUGCUGCCCCUGCUCGUCAUGGCCUACUGCUAUGCACGCAUCCUGGCCGUGCUGCUGGUUUCCAGGGGCCAGCGGCGGCUGCGAGCCAUGAGGCUGGUCGUCGUGGUUGUGGUGGCCUUCGCCCUCUGCUGGACCCCCUACCACCUGGUGGUGCUGGUGGACACCCUCAUGGAACUGGGCGCCUUGGGCCGCAACUGUGGCCGGGAGAGCCACGUGGAUGUGGCCAAGUCGGUCACCGCGGGCCUGGGCUACAUGCACUGCUGCCUCAACCCACUGCUCUACGCCUUCGUGGGCAUCAAGUUCCGUGAGCAUAUGUGGAGGCUGCUGGCACGCUUGGGCUGCAGCAGCCAGAGAGCACACCAGCGGCAGCCGUCGUCCUCCCGCCGCGAGUCAUCAUGGUCCGAGACCACAGAGGCCUCCUACUCGGGCUUGUGA
Molecule: messenger RNA, 1152 nt
Organism: Neogale vison (American mink)
Lineage: Eukaryota; Metazoa; Chordata; Mammalia; Carnivora; Mustelidae
Gene: CXCR3
Product: C-X-C motif chemokine receptor 3
Exons: 2
Coding region: 46-1152 (368 amino acids)
Biological process (GO): regulation of leukocyte migration; G protein-coupled receptor signaling pathway; chemotaxis
Cellular component (GO): membrane
Molecular function (GO): C-X-C chemokine receptor activity
Source: RefSeq, a predicted model, not a curated record